AUGCAAAAAAAGCUAGAAAAUCAAGAAGAAACCUUAAAACAGGUCUAUAACAGCGUAUUCAAUGAAUUGUCUAAGCUCCAAAUUGAAGAAAAAUUUUUGGAAAGGCAAGCUCAGAGCUUAAUAGAAAACAUGAUUUCUAAGCAUGGAGAAUCCCCAGAACUAUUGGAAGCAAUUCAGAAUAUCAUUGAAGAAAAUGACCAAGAUUUCAUCAUGCAAGACAUGCAUAUUGAAAAUUUAAAACAAGAAGGCGUUGUGGAGGAUUUAUCACAGCAAGUCAGACAAAUUUUAGAGAAAAACAAUAUUGAUAUGGAGCCUGAAUCGUAUGCAUUCCCAUCAAAAGUACUAAAAAGAGAUUUUUAG
Blepharisma stoltei is the source of this 360-nucleotide messenger RNA. NCBI's taxonomy places the organism in Eukaryota, Ciliophora, Heterotrichea, Heterotrichida, Blepharismidae. The record is from the annotation of a GenBank genome assembly.